AUGUUGGGAUUCAGUUCUCGGGGUGACGACCUGGAUGCAGAUGAGGCUGGAAGGAAGGCGUCUCACGUUAUCCUGGCAGGUGAGGGGCAGCGGAACACGCAACGCAUUAUUGGGGGGUAUGCUGUGUCGCCAUAUUCUACGCGGUACCUGGUGUCCCUGAAGAGAAAUACCGGUCUCCACUUCUGUGGGGGGUCUCUGGUCAGCAGGUUCUGGGUCCUAACAGCCGCCCACUGCAAAACCGAACAGAACCAGAUGCUGGUGGUGGCCGGGGAAUAUUCCUUGUCCGUCUUUGAAGGAACGGAGCAGAUUUUCCGCCCAGUGAAGCUUGUGUCUCACCCGGACUAUAGCUCGUCUUCUAAGAAUGCAGACAUCAUGCUGAUCAAGCUUAAUCGUGCAGCUAUGUAUAGCUCCUUCGUAUCCAUAGUGCCUCUUCCACCUCAGGGGGUCUCGCCCUCUGAGGGUUGCCUGUGUCAGGUGUCGGGCUGGGGUUACACCAGCGCGGUCAGCGGCAAAGCUUCCGACACCUUGCGCAGCGUCAAACUGCCCAUUGUCCCCGUACGAAAGUGUAACAGCUCGGCCUCUUACUCAGGACACAUCACCAAGAACAUGAUCUGCGCUGGCUACAACAGCGGGGGCAAAGAUGCCUGCCAGGGAGACUCCGGGGGCCCCCUCGUGUGUGAUGGACGAGUCUUUGGCAUUGUAUCCUGGGGUCACAGCUGUGCGAACCCCAACUAUCCCGGGGUGUAUACGGCCGUGGCCAAUUUCCAGAAGUGGAUUUACAGAACAAUAUUUUAAAGAAAUCAAAGAAAUUGUGCCGAAGUUUUGUAACAGAAAUUACCUUGGGGUGCUCCAGCCAAAAGAAGUGUGGACACGGUGACCUCUGACCCAUUAUCAUUUACUGACCGUCGUGCUGCAAUGGCGCA
Messenger RNA from Bufo bufo (common toad), 923 nucleotides. Its product is annotated as trypsin-3-like. Lineage: Eukaryota; Metazoa; Chordata; Amphibia; Anura; Bufonidae. Gene Ontology annotation, biological process: proteolysis. The transcript is spliced from 5 exons. Bases 1 to 795 code for a protein of 264 amino acids. The record is from RefSeq and is a predicted model, not a curated record. Gene Ontology annotation, molecular function: serine-type endopeptidase activity.